AAAUAUGGAGCUCCUCUCUCAUAUUUUAAAGGAAGCAAAAUGUGAUGAUCUAAAGGAAAUUCUUUCAAGGGAUACAAAACUCCAAGUAAUAGACUUACAUGGUAUAUCUCAAGUUCAUUCCCAAACCCAGUCAGAGUGUCUGAAUUUGACUCUGUGGGAUGGAUUUGAUGAAAUUCAGGCCAAAGUAGUCACAGAUAUUCUGAAUAGGAUGACUCAGACAAUCGAGUUAUACUGAAUUUUGAGCUUCAACUCUUGUUGAUUCCUAAAGCAUAAAUCCAAUAACGAAAAGAUCUUAAUGGUAGGAUCAGAUAUCAAGAUAAUCAAGAAAUGUUCAGAGAAGAUCCUCCCCCAAGCUGAAGUCUCACUUGUAAAGGAAGACCCAGACGCUUCUGCCAUCAAAGUCUUGGCUAAUGUAGGUGAGUUCUUCAUAGAUCCGACUCCUUGCAAGGAAUGUGAGACAGAGAUUGAUUUCUCUGACCUUGAAGAGGACUCUGAUAGUCAUGACUACCUUCCUAUUAGUAAGAUCAGUAUCUGUCAUAACUACCAGAGAAAAGACUGGAAGAUAAAAGCGAAGGUAGUCAAUAUUUUCCCAAUCAAAAGGUUCAAAAGCCGCUUUGACAACAGGAUUUGUAAUGUCCUCAACAUUAUUUUAGCUGAUUAUUACACUGGUGAAGAAAUAGAAGGCACUUUCUAUGAUCACCUCAUUGAAAAGUUCUUUAAUGUUGAGGAAGGUGAGGUUAAAGCAUCGAAAAAUCCUGACCAUAUUGUUGUAAACCAAGUGUAUAUUAUCUCUGGCUGCAAAAUUUUAGAUAACAAGAAUACAAGUACUGUGGAUCAUAAGCGUAAACUAAAUUUUAAGGAGGAUUCCUUAGUAAAAAGAUGGUUUCCAGUGAACAGGAAAGCUCUGAGGAAGCUUAAGAAGGCAAACUUUGUGUACAACUGACAACUUGUGAGUAAAGUUGCACAAACUGCUGAUGUGAUAGGAGUUGUUUCAAAUAAGAUAAAUAUAUUCCAUAAGACCUCAUCGAAGUCCCUCAACUCUAUUGUCGCCUUCUACUUGCUGAUAUUUAAGAAUUCCAAGCAAGAGCAUCUUGAAAGAGUGAUUCUCAAGAUUUGAGACAACAAAGCAUCGAUUCUUGAUUUUCAGCAGGGUGAUAUUAUUGCCAUUUUUAACUGAAAAGUUAAGAAAGCCAGCAUGGUCUAUCUGGAAUCUCAUAGUAUUGAAGACAUUUUAAUGCACGAAAACCUCAAUAAUUUUGAAUUGAAAGAGCAACUAGGUAUUGCUUAUGAAAGCUUCCAGGUGAACUUAGUCCUAGAUGAGAUCUCCAACCAGGUAGAUCAUCCUCCCACUGGCGAAGAUUUUAAAACAAAUGAGCCAACAGUGAAAUGUCAGGUGAUAAUUCCUUCUGAGAAUUACGACAAAGAUCACCUAUUGUUCAUACAGAAAUGUAUGAGUUGUGGGAAUUAUCAAGAUAUUCUUGAAGGGGACUUUAUCCAUAAGACUGAAUACUGAAACUCAUGUAACACAGACAGGGAGUUCUGUCUAGAGUACAACAUCCAGUGCCAGAUAGUCCUUGAGAGCGGGACAACCUAUCAAUGUGUUAUGAGGAACCUCUGAGCUCUUGAGAUUCUUCCUCGGCCAGCAUAUAGACUUUACAGGAUGGAAGAUACCCUCCGAAAAGAAUUAUUAGAUACUUGUACUAAGUGAUUCUGCGAGAUGGAUGAUUUUUAUGAGCCAGACUGCAAGCACGAUAACUUCUGUAAUGUUAUACUAGAGGAUUCUUGGGCGAUCCAAUUAGCUGGGAGUCAGCAGUCGCAGCUCUGUUUUCAUGAGCAAGAAGGCAAGACUUGAUAUGAAAUCUUUCAAAUCUUAUUUUUAAAAUAA
Molecule: messenger RNA, 1885 nt
Organism: Moneuplotes crassus
Lineage: Eukaryota; Ciliophora; Spirotrichea; Euplotida; Euplotidae
Source: the annotation of a GenBank genome assembly